AUGACUGGGCCAAAGAUGUCGCCUCAUGCAGGCGCAACGUUACGAUUAUGGAAACAACUGCAAGAAAUAAAAGACAAGAAACAAAUUGUUCUUGACGGGAACAACCUUGACAUUUCUUCCAUUGUUGCUGUAGCCCGUCAUGGCGUCAAACCCACUAUCAGCACCGACGAACAUAUUGCAAAGCAGCUAGAACUCAGUGUGAAGACUCUCUCGGAGUACCUUUCCCAUAAAUAUGUGGUCUACGGUGUGAACACGGGCUUCGGAGGAAGUGCCGACACAAGAACAAGCGACGUCCUUGACUUACAGGUUCAUCUGCUACAACAUACUCAGAGCGCAAUUAUCACCGAUGCGGAUAAGGAUCCGGCAAGUAAUUCCGAGCGAGAGCCUUCGCAUGUUAUGCCUCCUGCCUGGGUUCGCGGUGCAAUUGUCGCUCGCGCUAACCAGAACCUCCGAGGUCAUAGUGCAGUGAGAUUAUGUGUGCUUCAAAGCCUCCUUGAUUUACUGCACAAUGAUAUUACCCCCAUGGUACCACUUCGGGGAACCAUUUCAGCAUCUGGAGAUCUCAUGCCCAUGUCUUAUAUUGCUGGUGCCGUCUCUGGAAACCCCGAUGUCUUUGUUCAGGUCGGAAAGGGCAAGGAGGCCAGAGUUAUACCCGCUUCUAAGGCCUUGAAAGAGAGUGGUCUAUCGCCGUCUGGACUUGGACCCAAAGAGGCGCUUGGUCUGAUUAAUGGUACUGCUCCAUCCGUUGCGGUCGCAAGUUUGGUCUUGUAUGAUGCCCAGCAGCUCGUGCUUCUUUCCCAGAUGCUGACUGCAUUUGCGUCUGAGUGCAUGGGAGGAAAUGUGGAAUGGGCGCUGCCCUUCAUUCAUGACGCACGGCCUCACACAGGUCAAAUCGAGGCUGCGAGCAAUAUUCGUCGAUUUUUGAAUGGGUCUAAAUUUGUGGAUGGACUCGAGUCAAGAAAGAGAACUGGAGAGGGACUUUGGCAAGAUCGAUACUCUACGCGAACUGCUCCACAGUGGAUUGGACCAUACCUUGAGGAUCUCCUUCUUGCACAGCAUCAGCUUGAAGUUGAGCUCAACUCAACAUCGGAUAAUCCUCUCAUUAAUUCUUCAGAAUCAGGUAGCGGCGAGGUCUACUCCGGCGGAAACUUCCAGGCAGUCGUGGUUACUUCGGCCAUGGAUAAGACUCGCCUAGCGCUUCAAAUGAUCGGUCGCAUGCUCUGGUCUCAAGUGAGCGAGAUUAUUGGUCCGAAUACGAAUAACGGUCUCGAGGCCAAUCUCAACCCCAGUGACCAUGAGAACUAUACUAUGAAGGGUAUCGAUGUCAACAUGUCCGCAUACAUGUCCGAGUUGGCAGCCUUGGCUCAUCCUGUCUCUUCCCAUGUCAUGUCUGCCGAGAUGCACAACCAAGGUAUCAACUCGCUCGCUCUAAUUUCUGCUCGACGUACCAUGGAAGCCGCAGACCUGGUGGCACAUAUGAGUGCUUGUCACAUCUAUGUUUCAUGUCAGGCUGUUGAAAUGCGUGCCAACCACAUCAGAUUCCUCUCAGCAAUUGAAGGCCAGUUGAAGGAUGUAACAUCAAAUGGUGCAUUCCGUGACCUAGGCCUAAAGGAUUCGCAGGUUGAGACACUCGCUAACCUGCUAUAUCCCAUUAUUGAAUCCACCUGGUACCACUGGAAUGCCAAUACCUGGAAAGACCGCAUCCCGCUAGUUGUCGAUGUGGUAGUUGCCCCAGUCACCGAUUACCUGGCUACCAGUGAACAUAAUUGCUUAAUGUCGGCUCUCAUCGCAUUUAAGAAACACUUCCAGAGCAUUGUACAGAGUACAGCGGGUGAAAUGUUUUAUCCAAGUCCCACUAUUACUCCAACUGAGGUUGUCUCCCAGCUUGGUGAUGGAUCUGCGCAGCUAUACACCUGGGUGCGCUCGAAUCUCAACAUACCUUUGCACUGCGGUCUGAAGGAUGAUCCAUUGUACAACGCCCGAGAAGGUCUUUCGACAGCAGACAAGAAGACUAUCGGUAGCCGAGUCAGCAGUAUUUAUGAGAGCUUGUUCAAGGGUGGAAUGAUGGAUAUGAUUCUUAAAGGGCUGGAUACUGGUCGUGUCUCUCCCCAGGUCUGUGUUUCGUGUUUUGCGCAGAAAUAA
Penicillium malachiteum is the source of this 2142-nucleotide messenger RNA. Its product is annotated as aromatic amino acid ammonia-lyase. The transcript has a single exon. NCBI's taxonomy places the organism in Eukaryota, Fungi, Ascomycota, Eurotiomycetes, Eurotiales, Aspergillaceae. Gene Ontology annotation, biological process: L-phenylalanine catabolic process. Gene Ontology annotation, cellular component: cytoplasm. Gene Ontology annotation, molecular function: ammonia-lyase activity. The record is from RefSeq and is a predicted model, not a curated record. The coding region runs from base 1 to 2142 and encodes 713 amino acids.